Molecule: messenger RNA, 1218 nt
Organism: Lachancea meyersii CBS 8951
Lineage: Eukaryota; Fungi; Ascomycota; Saccharomycetes; Saccharomycetales; Saccharomycetaceae
Source: the annotation of a GenBank genome assembly
AUGUCGCUUCCAGAUGUUUUAAAGCGUGGAGAUGAAUUUUUGGCACAGUAUCCUAGAACCAACGCGCUGUGGCAGUUGGGGUCGCACGCUACAUGUCUGCUAACAGUGGGAAUAUCGAAGUUCAUCCUCAAAACUUGCUAUAAUGUCCAGUUGAAUCACUUCGAUAGACUAGAGAACGCUUUAGAUCGCUCGGUAUCGGAAAAUCGUGGAUUAAUGACAGUCAUGAAUCAUAUGUCAGUGGUAGACGAUCCGUUUAUAUGGGGUGUGUUCCCUUGGAGAAUAUAUCGUGAUCUAGACCAUAUUCGUUGGUGUCUUGGGGCUCAUAAUGUGUGUUUCCAGAGUAAGUUUUUGGCCACUUUCUUCUCGUUGGGCAAAGUACUUUCCACCCAAAGAUUUGGCGGUGGACCCUUUCAAGGCUCCAUUGACGCAUCAGUGAGACUUUUAUCUCCUGACGAUACUUUGGAUCUCGAAUGGACACCAAGUUGGGCUCAAACCCCAACCCCGACAGAUACCCCGCAGCAGGCACAUAUGGCCACGGUUUCGAAACUUGCCAAAAAUUACACUCCUCCUGUGAAAAGAACCAAACCCUCUUGGGUCCAUGUGUAUCCAGAGGGGUUUGUUUUACAACUGGAAUCCCCAUACGCGAACUCCAUGAGAUACUUCAAGUGGGGGAUCACAAGAAUGAUUCUAGAAAGCACCAAGGCCCCCAUUGUCGUACCCAUUUUUAGUACUGGGUUCGAAAAGAUUGCGCCGGAAUCUGCAGCAGGAACUAAAAUAGAACGCUACCUGCCUCGAAAUUUUGGAGCAGAGAUCAAUGUGACAGUAGGUGACCCUAUAAGUGAGGAAAUAAUACGAGCAUAUCGGGAGGAGUGGAAGCUGUUAGUCGAGAAAUUUCAUGAUCCAAAAAACCCUACUGACCUCACCACGGAGCUGAAGGUUGGCAAAGAUGCACAGGAUUUGCGUAGCAGGCUGGCGUCGGAAUUGAGGGCGCAUGUGGCCAGAGUUCGCCAUGAAAGUCGAAACCUUCCUGUCGAGGACGAAAGGUUUCAAUCCCCACAAUGGUGGAAACAAUACACAGAGUCUGAGGGACAAUCUGACCCUGCUGUCAAAUUCAUAGGCAAGAAUUGGGCGGUGAGAAGGCUGCAAAAGUUCUUAAAUGAGCACGAGAACAACGACGACUCGACCAAAAGUAACACUGAACCUGACAUCAAAAAAUAA